GAAAACAUGACGAUGAUGACGCCGUCGAUGUCAAGUCUUCCAAGGGAAUUGGUAGAGGAGAUUGUCUCUAGGGUUCCUUCGAACUCUACGAGGGCAGUGAGGUUAACUUGCAAAAAGUGGAACGAAUUUUUUAAAAGCCGGAGCUUUAUGAAGAUGCGCAUUGCCAAAGAAGAAGAAGGAGCAAGGGAAAUAGGGGAGACUAGAAAGAUCGUGAUGAUAGAUUACAAUGUUUAUUUAAUGUCCAUCAUCAUUAAUGAAGAUCCAUCCACAAAGUUGUUAGGUAAACUUAGAUGCCUUCCAGAACAAGUCAAAAUAUCUCAAAUCUUUCAUUGUGAGGGUUUAUUGUUAUGCAUCUUGAAAGAUGAUGAUACUAAGAUUGUGGUUUGGAAUCCGAGUUUGGGGCAAACGAGGUGGAUCCAAACCAGAAAGUAUUGCGGUGCAAGUCGAUAUAGAGGACAAGAAUAUUACAAGUACGCUUUCGGAUUCAGCGAAAACAGAUUUUGUCGUCGUAGCCCCAAAAUCUUGAGGUUUAUAGAUGAUUUCAGAAUUUACAACGAAAACCCUUCUUCAUGGUUUGAAAUAUAUGAUUUUGAUUCGGAUUCAUGGACUACUCUUGAUAUCUCCCCACACUGGCCUAUAAUGUCUAACCAUGUCCUCUCUAUCAAAGGAAACACUUAUUGGGGUGUUGCUGGAAGAAAAACAUACGCACCCAUUGGUCAUAUAAUCUGUUUUGAUUUUACAAGAGAGAGAUUUGGACCGCUUCUUCCUUUGCCGAUUAAGCCUUGGAGUGCACAAUGUGUGUCACUAUCUUCCGUUAAAGAAGAGAAGAUCACGGCUUUAUUUCAACGAAGCGAAACAUACAAUAAGCUUGAGAUAUGGAUUACGACUAAGAUUGAGGCCAACGAUGUGUCGUGGAUCAAUCUAUUCACGAUUGAUACAUCAUCCAUUGAGAUGUUUUCAUUUAAGAGUUUCUUCAUUGACGAGAAGAAGAAAGUUGCUGUGGUUUUUGGUAGAGAAAGAGAAACAAGAUUCGACCUUACUCACGGCCUUACUCACGGUCUUACUCAUUACAUUAUCAAUGUCAUUAGCGAGGCUGGAUGCUGUAAGACAUUGGUUCUUGGAGAACCUGAAGACAUACAGUGUUGGCCACUUGUGUGCUCUUAUGUUCCAAGUACGGUGCAAAUCAAGCAACAUGAAGGAGGCAAAAGGAAAGAACAAAGCUAUUAG
This is a messenger RNA of Capsella rubella, 1227 nucleotides long. RefSeq names its product peroxiredoxin-2A. The transcript has a single exon. Lineage: Eukaryota; Viridiplantae; Streptophyta; Magnoliopsida; Brassicales; Brassicaceae. Bases 7 to 1227 code for a protein of 406 amino acids. The record is from RefSeq and is a predicted model, not a curated record. Gene Ontology annotation, molecular function: protein binding.